Messenger RNA from Onthophagus taurus, 2964 nucleotides. RefSeq names its product epidermal growth factor receptor kinase substrate 8. The record is from RefSeq and is a predicted model, not a curated record. Gene Ontology annotation, molecular function: actin binding. Lineage: Eukaryota; Metazoa; Arthropoda; Insecta; Coleoptera; Scarabaeidae. Gene Ontology annotation, cellular component: plasma membrane. Gene Ontology annotation, biological process: regulation of Rho protein signal transduction; Rho protein signal transduction.
AAUUUACCGUCAGGUGUGCGAGGUGCACAGGUAUACGCGUUCGUGUAGAUAGCGACUUCGGACGACUCAAGCGAUACGUUUUCGAGUGAAAUGAGUGCGUAAAAGACGACCGGAAAAAAGUGUACCAGGGAUGCGGUUCAUCAACUCCGUCUGAUUGGAUUCAACGCGAAUUUAUUUAAAAAGCAACGUUAAAAGAAAACAUAAAACAUGGCUUAUCAUUCCAAUGGAUAUUCGCGGGAUGACGACAUAGAUCGCGAUGACCGAAACGUCGACGACAAACUCGUCUAUUUGGUCGAACACCUCGCUACUUUUACCGUAGCUAAAGAUAAUGGCAUCACCAAUUCGAAAGAUGGCAUGCGAAGACUUCUCCAAUUGGAGAAAUCUAAUGGAAUUUGGUCACAGAAAAUGCAAUUAAGACUCGACCGCUCUUCGAUAUUAAUUAUGGAUUACGAAACUGGGGGUAUUAUGGAACGAUUUCCAUACGAUAACAUUCAAGAACCAACAGCAUUUACAAGCGCAGAUCCAAUGGAAAUGUACAACAAUAUCCUCGUUUUCAGUGUCACAAAUAGUAACUCAUCUCAUCCAAUUGAAAUGCACAUAUUCCAGUGUCAGAGUAUCUCCGCCCAAGACCUCGUCGAAGAUUUAAAACAACUUCAGAUGGGAAAAACAUUAACGCGUAGUAGAAAAACAAGCAUACCGCCGCAAAGUCAAAAACCACCAGGACAACACGUGAUGGCCUCAAGAGAUUACCGGGAAAUCGACUCGGAAUUGGCCACCAACAACGACGACAAUAGUUCGACCACCAGCGAUCAGUACGAACGAGACGUGACGGUUUUAAAUCAUUGUUUCGAUGAUAUCGAAAAAUUUAUCGCCCGGUUACAAGUUGCCGCUGCUGCUUCGAAAGAACUUGAACGUCGAAAACGGAAUAGAAAGAGUAAGAAGGGCUAUAACGGCGAUGGUAUGUUGAAGAUGAGGACCAAACCACCGCACGAAAAUGAAUUUAUUGAUAUUUUCCAAAAAUUUAAACUCUCUUUUAACCUCCUUGCGAAAUUAAGAGCCCACAUUCACGAUCCAAACGCACCGGAACUGGUUCAUUUUCUUUUUACACCGCUUGCGUUAAUCGUGGAAGCAUCCCACGAUACUUAUUUCGACCUUCAUUUGCCCCAUAAGGUAAUUGCACCUUUACUUACAAGGGAUGCAAUUAAUUUGCUUGCAAAUUGUGUAACAAGUAAAGAAACAGAGUUAUGGCAUUCAUUGGGAAAUGCUUGGUUAGUUCCGAGAGAUGAAUGGAAAGCGCAAGUACCAUCAUAUCACCCGGUCUUUCUUGACAAAUGGAGUCCCGAUUAUAAAGUCGUUGAUGAAUUGGAAUCGGACGGUAAACAUUUCCGCGACAUGCAUAAUGAGUAUAGCAGCGACUACAACGAUUACGACACUUCCAAUCAAGAUAAUAUGUUCUUAAACGGCGGAAGAUACAGCGACAAUCACGAUAGAGAACCGAAAAUUGAACCGGAAAGAGACAUGGACCCUAUAAGUGCUCGCAGCGAUAUUUCUGUUGAUUCUAUUGAGCGUAAUGGAGAUGAUCGUAGCUUCAAAAGACUUCAAGAUAAUUGGUUGGAAUCAUUACAAAAGAGGAACGCCCAAAUUGUUAAAGUUACUUAUCCUAGAACAGCUAAUAAUGAUAAGGAAUUAACUGUUGUGCGAGGAGAAUAUUUAGAAAUACUUGAUGAUAGUCGAAAAUGGUGGAAAGCUCGUAACUUCAAAGGUGAAGUUGCUCAUGUACCACAUACGAUUGUGACAAAGGUAAAUCCGGAUAUUUACAACAACCCACUCUAUGCUCAUUAUGGAAAUAGACCGGAUUCGUCGUCAGAUCGCUUUAGUGAUGGCCAAGUACACGGUUCGGAUCAUGUUUCAAGUCCUCCUUCUGUAAACACGGCUUCUGCGGAACAAAUUCGGCAGCAAAGGCUCGAACCAGAAACUCCACCUCCACCGCCACCCCCAAUGCCUCCAAUUGACACGGCACCAACAACCCCCGUUUCGACAUUGAAACGUACGGCUUCGAUUAAAUCAACUAUGACAAACGGGGAGAAAAUGUAUGACGAGCUUAACACAGUGCUGUCGUUAUUCCGCAACAAGAGAACUGAUCUUGACAUUAAACAGACCCCAGAGGUGUACAUAAACCAAAAGUCAAAUCCGUCCGAGGUCGAAAGCUGGUUAGCUGCUAAAGAGUUCUCACCAUCGGUUUGUACAAAAUUAAAAAAUUUUUCUGGACAUCAAAUUUUGGGGUUAAACAAAGAUAAUGCUGAAAAAAUAGCCGGUCCCCUCGAAGGGAAAAGAUUAUAUUCUCAGCUGACUAUUCAGAAAAACGUUUGCGGUUACCAAACUGUGAGAUCAUCAGAGUUAAGAGCUAUUUUAGCUAAAGCAAGGGAGAAAUUUGAGAAAGAAGACUAAAAACAAGGAGACAUUUUACGGAUGACACAAUUUUAUUUUAUUUUAGAGGUUAUAUAUUUUUAUGUGAGCCAUUGAUUUAGAAUUACAAUAAUGAGAGAUGAUUUACACUCCAACUACACAAAUACAAUCCCUCUUAAGCCCUCUAUUCACUCCAUCAAAUCUGAUCUGUGUAUAGAUCAGACCCAACUACGCAUCCUACAGUUAAGCUCUCUUUCCUUUCCAUUGCAUUAAAUCAAAGAACCUGCCCGCAAUUACACAAACACAGUAUGCUUUGAAGCCCUUUCUUUCCCAUUAAAUCAGAUCCUAUGACGGACGAUACAAAUUUGUUAAGAUAAUCCCUAAAGAUCAAGUAACAAAGGAUUAUAUAUAAAUUAAAGCUCUCAUUAUUUUAUUUUAAGAAAUAUGGUUUUGACGUAUUUUACUAUUGAGCAUCUCUAUAUUAUGUUAGUUUUAUUUUCAUUGUAGAGGGGUGUUGUUAGCAGUUUUUUUCUUAAUAAAUCUUCAUAUUAAAAAUGA